Messenger RNA from Tetrahymena thermophila SB210, 4917 nucleotides. RefSeq names its product myosin head protein. Gene Ontology annotation, molecular function: actin filament binding; microfilament motor activity; ATP binding. NCBI's taxonomy places the organism in Eukaryota, Ciliophora, Oligohymenophorea, Hymenostomatida, Tetrahymenidae. Gene Ontology annotation, cellular component: myosin complex; vesicle; actin cytoskeleton. The transcript is spliced from 9 exons. The record is from RefSeq and is a predicted model, not a curated record. Gene Ontology annotation, biological process: vesicle transport along actin filament; actin filament organization.
AUGGCAGCAAAAGCUAAUUAAAAAAGCAAGGUUAAUACUACUUGGAUGGUUCCAGAUACUCCAGCUUGGAUAGAAGUUGGAAAGGAAGAACCAGAGACGAAGAAAGUUUUUAUGAAAGCGACAAUUAUUGAUAUAAAUAAGGAUAAAACAUAAGUAAAAUUAACAAAAAAAGAAGAUAAUGAGGCUAUUCCUGAUGAAGUAAGUGUCGAGAAGGUAUAUCAAGUAAAUUAAUUGCCUGAAACCGGAUUUUCGGAUAUGGUAAGAAUGGAUAACCUGAAUGAAGCAGAAAUUAUAAACAAUUUGGAAUUAAGAUAUUCUAAAGAUAUUAUUUAUACUUAUAUUGGGCCAACAUUAAUCGUGAUGAAUCCAUAUAAAUAUAUAGAAAGUGCUAUGAGCGAACAACUUUUACUUAUGUAUUAAAAUGAGCUUAUUAGUAAAGGAUUUAUUGAUUAAAGGGAAACUCCUCCUCAUACAUAUGCAGUAGCUGGAUAAGCUUUUAGUAAACUGUUUGAGAAUAUGAAAAAUCAAGCAAUAGUAAUUAGUGGAGAGUCAGGUGCAGGAAAAACAGAAAAUGCAAAAUUAGCGAUGAAAUUUUUAACUACAAUGAGUCAUCAUGAUUCAAAUACAGUGAUUAGGAUUUCAAAAGGAGAGUCUUCCAUAGAAGAUAAAAUAUUGAGUUGUAAUCCUAUCCUAGAAGCGUUUGGAAAUGCUAAAACUGUUAGAAAUGACAAUUCAAGUAGAUUUGGUAAAUAUGUCAGUAUCUUAGUUGAUAAAAAGUCGCAUAAAAUUCAGGGAGCUUCCAUAACUAAUUACUUACUUGAAAAAAGUAGAGUUACUGUUUAGGGAUAAAAUGAAAGAAAUUAUCAUAUUUUCUACCACUUACUCAAGGGUUGUUCUGCUGCUGACAAGAAAAAAUUAGGUUUAGUGGAUCCAAACAAUGGAUUACCUUUUGAUCCAGAACAAUUUUAAUAUUUAAAAGAUGGCGGAUGCUAUGAAGUUAGCACAAUUGAUGAUUAUGCACUAUACAAUGAAGUUUAAGAUUCUUUUACUAGGAUGAAUUUUUCUUAACACGAGAGAAACACUAUUUGGAGGAUUUUGUGUGCUAUUUUACUUUUGGGAAACAUCAGAUUUGAUAAAACAACUCUCACUGAUUCAAAGCCCUGCAGUAUUAUUGGGAUUGACUUCUCUAAAAAAGUAGCAGAUUUACUUGAUAUGUAAUAUAAUAUAUUGGAGAGAUGUCUUCUUAUUAAAAGGCGUAAAGUUGGUAAUGAUAUUACUGAGUCACCACUUAAUGAAUAAGAUAUUUAUGCAAAUAGAGAUAGCUUGGCUAGAACUUUAUAUGAUAACCUUUUUACAUGGUUAGUUAAGAGAUUAAAUCUUACUGUUCUCCCAUCAGAAUUGUCUGAAAAAUAGCUUCAAGAAUAAUGUCUCUCAAUAGGAUUACUCGAUAUUUUUGGUUUCGAAGUGUUUAAAGUGAACAGUUUUGAGCAAUUGUGCAUCAAUUAUACUAAUGAGAAGCUAUAGCAGCUAUAUAUUUCUUACGUCUUCAAAUCCGAAGAGUAGGAGUUUAUCAAUGAGGGACUAAAAGAUCAUAUUGGAUAGCUAAGCUACACUGAUAAUUAAGAAGUUAUUGAUUUGAUGGAUAAAUAUCCGAAAGGUAUAUUUGAUCUCCUUGAUGAGAGCUCCUCUCUCGGAUCUUCGACUGACUAGCAACUAUUUUAAAAAAUAUGUUCUACCCAUAAAUCUUCUCAAUUCUUUAUCCUUAAUAAGUCAAGCGCAGAUUCUUUUGUAAUCAAGCACACAGCUAAAAAUGUUGAGUAUUGCAUAAAUAAUUUUAGAACAAAAAAUAAAGCUGAAAUUAGCUAAGAUAUUAUUGAUACUGUACUGUCAUCAACUAAUGAGUUACUUGGAGAUAUAUUUUUAGGUCUUGUUGGUGAAGAGGUUAAACAAAAAUAAUUUAUUAUUAGUUAGCCUAAAAAGCCUUCAAAAAAUGAUAAAUUUUUAGGAGCAAAGUUCAGAUUUUAAAUGAAGUAGCUUAUGGAUGAAUUGAUGAAUGCUGAUUGUCAUUUUAUUAGAUGCAUUAAACCAAACGAAGUUAAGAAAAAAGAUUACUUUUUACAAGGAUAUGCUUUUAUAUAAAUAAGAUAUUUAGGUGUCCUAGAAGCUAUUUAUGUUAGAAAAGAAGGAUUUCCUUAUAGAAAAAAUUUUAAAGACUUGUACACUUAAUAUGGAGAUAUGGUCAAAAAAUUUAGAGGAGUUUCUCUGAAGAAAUAAAUAGAAUAGAAAGCUAACUUUAAUUAAAUAAGUGAAGAUAUAAUAGCUUAGCUUUUGCCAAACGUAGAUAAGAAGAAAUUACUUUAUGGUAAGACUAAGAUUUUUACUAAGGAUGAUGUUGGUAGAGAAUUAGAUGAAUUACUUCACGUGUGGUUCCAAAAGAAAAAUGAUUUUGCUAAGCACAUUCAACACUAAUUUAAAGUUUUUAAGUUUAAAAAAAAUAUUCUGGCAAAUUUGAAGAGAUUAUCUAAAAUUGUUAAAUGCUUCAGACGCUUAGCUGCGAUGUAUAAAAUGAAAAAGCAAAGAAAGAAAUUCUUAUGCAUGAAGGCAUCUGUGUUUAGAGUCAAAGUUAUUAGAGUAAAAUUAUUUAAGAAAAUGGCUUUUGGAAUUUGGAAAGAUUUGAUAAUUGAAUAACUGAGAAAAGAAAGAAAGAAAAAGAGCUUAGCUUUAAUGAUGAAAUUAUUUGACUAUCAUAUUAAGAAGAAAAACUUUAAUAACUACAAGGCUAAAGUAUAAUCAAAGAAAAAGUAAAUUUAGGAUUAGCUUGAAAGAGAAGCAGAGAUUAAAUAAAAAUAGUUAUAAGAGCAAUAAAGGUUGGAAAAGAAAAAGAGAGAAUAAGAAGAAAAGCAAUAAAUAUAACUCUAGCAAUAUCAGACUCAAGGAAUGGAAAUGUGUGUCAGUCCUGAUACUACAAAAGAAAUGACUAUGAACACUGAAAACUCUAAUGAAUAUUCAAAUGAAAAAAAAUCUAAUGAGGAAAACUCAUUCUAGAUGGAUUCUCUAAAUUAAUCAUUAAAUAUGUCAUUUGUUGACUAAAUUCCUAAUCACGAUAAAAUGAUCCAUGAAAAUCUAAAAAGAGGUACACUAGCUCAUCGAAUGACUAAUUUAAUUAACCAGAAGAAAAUAGACCAAAGAAAUAUGCAAUCAAGUGAUACUUUUGAUGAUGACAAUGACGAUAAAGAAACUUCCGUUAUUGACAACUAUCUAAACCCAGAAUAAACACCUGAAGAAUUAUAAGGAUAAGUUAACAUUGACAAAGUUUAUCUUUCACAAGACUGCAUGUUCAAUAUAUAAAAUAUACAAGAAUCUCUUAAAUAAAGAAUAUUAGAAAACGACUACAUCCAAUUUUGUAAAGACAUUUACAAAAAGAGAAGUAGUUGGGGAAGGACUAUUCCUUUUGAAAAGUAGGGUUUCCAUUAAAAAGAACCUCUGAAAAAGCCUUUAACCAAUAUAUCACCUCUCUUAGAACCAAUUGCAAUAAAAGCAUUCACGAGAAUACUAAAAUAUUCAGAAGUUCUAAAAUCUAAAAGAGAUUCAAGGAUGCAAGCUUAUAAGCUUUUAGAAUUGUGCUUUGAUUAAGAUAGCUCUCUGCAAGAUGAGGUUUUCUUAUAAAUUGCUAAACAAUUGCAAACUGAUGAUCUAAGCUUAAAGAAAAAAUACUAUUCGUUAAUGGCUAUUUAUUCUAGCUUCAUUAGUACUAGCUCAAACACUAUAUAUCCCCUAUUAAACUGCUUCUAUAAUUUAACAUUAACUGAGAAAGAUGAAAUUAAUAAAUAAAGAUGUAAAUUUAUUUUCACAAGAAUAAGAAAAUGCUUUUAAUCUCCAAGAGUUUACUUGCCUACUAAACAAGAAAUAUAAAUGAUUGAAAACAGAAAGAGUAUUAUGGUUCCUAUUUAUAUUUAUAUUAAUCGCUGUAUUUUUAUUGCUGUAGAAAGCUAUACUGAUAUUAGUAGCGCUAUUAGUUUUGCAUUAAGAGAAUUAGAAAUAGAAACAAAUUAGCGAAACUACUGCCUGAUUGAAUAAAUUACUAUUGAGAAUUUAGACUCAUAAGAUGAGAAUAAUAAAGUAAUAAUUGAAGAGAAUAUUUUAGGAGAUGACGAAAAAAUUAUGGAUAUUUAUAGCUGUUGGGAGAAUGAAAAAGACUUAAUUAAAAAGAAAAAAUUAAAGCAAAGCUUUUCUGCAAAAAUUAUAUUUAAAAUAAAAAACUUUUUUAAAUUCAAUAAAUACGACAUAGAUUCAAUAUUCAUGUAUUUCGCUCACUGCUGUUAAGAUUAUUUAAAUGGCAGAUUUGUUUUGUAAGAUAAUGUAAUUGUUAGAUUGGCUUUACUUAAGCUCAUUAAUGAUUAUAACAGUAUCUAAGAGGCUUAAAAAAUCCUUAAAAACGUUAAACUGAAACUUCAUGAAUAUAUUCCUAUCAACGAAAAGUCUGAGUCUUUGAUAAAUAACUGGCAAACUGCUGCACUUUCACUUUGCAAUAAGAUACCUUAAUGUGAUUCUUCUUAAGCUAGGACUCUAUUUUUAAAUACACUUAAAAAGCAUAGCUUUCUUUUUAUGUCUCACCAAUUUGAAUGUCAUUUUUACACAUCAGAUUCUUAUUAAAGAAAUUCCUUUGCUUAAAAUAGCACAGUAGAAGAAGCUAUAGUUGCAAUUAAGCCUUUUGAAAUUCUAAUUUUAGAAAAGUAAUCUAAAGACAUAAUUGACUAAUUUAAAUUGAGUGAAAUUGUUAAAUUUGGAAAACAAUCUUAAAAUAGAAUAACUAUUAUUUUAGGAGAUACAAAAACAUUCCAUUUUCAAUUAAAAGAUGCUGACCCAUAUAUUUAAAUCAUUAAUUAAUAUAUUAAAAUGGCUCUAAGUCCUGUGUGA